Messenger RNA from Cokeromyces recurvatus, 2284 nucleotides. RefSeq lists its product as uncharacterized. The coding region runs from base 185 to 2248 and encodes 687 amino acids. Lineage: Eukaryota; Fungi; Mucoromycota; Mucoromycetes; Mucorales; Mucoraceae. The record is from RefSeq and is a predicted model, not a curated record. Gene Ontology annotation, molecular function: DNA binding. The transcript has 2 exons.
AAAAUUAUAAAGCGUUUUUACAAAUAUAUACAUAUAUACAUAUACAUAUAAACAAUUCAUAACAGUCUGACGUGUGAUCUUCUGUAGCUAUCAAAAAAAAAGUUAUAUUAAGCAUAAAAGAAAUAAAUCAAGAUACAGUCUCUUUUCUUUUCUAAUAUAUUCAUAUACAUAUACGUUUUUAAUCAUGAAUACUAAUCAACUGAAUUAUAAAACGCCUAAACCUGGUAAAAAUCAGAGCUUUGUCAGUGAUAUUAAGCUUCCUGUGAACGCGUCUUGCAGGCUUUCCACUCCUUCUGAAUCUUCUAUUGAAAAAUAUCCUUCAGCUGAUAUGGAACGCUCUUGUGAACUUCUUACUGCUGCAUUUAGUCAAGCUAGUCUCGAUAAUACACCUUUAGAUCUACACUACUCCUCUUCUGAUCAAGAUGAGUAUGAUACAAAUGAUGAAGACGAAUAUACCCACCCAUCCCCAGAGACAAUUCUUUUCUUUGAGAUCCUACAAGACUUUCCUGAUCUUUCUACUUUUAUAUCCCAUCCUGAUUUCUGGUCCUUUGCUCAAAUUUGGCUAGAAUUGCAACGUAAAGCACAAUUAGCAAGAAUCCCAGAAAACAGAACUAUUAUACAAACUUGGUUUCAAACAGUAACUCUUCAAAUUCACUUCUUUAUGGUAACGCUUGUAAAGUCAAAUCCUGGUAAACCUGAUAAGAACUCCUUAUCCUUUCGUAUGUUCUCUGCAUUUAGACGCUUAAAGGAUCGCAUAGAAAUUCUUCAUCAGGUAUUUCAAAUAGUUGAGAAUGGUCGUGUUCUUUUUAAUCAAACUCCUACUGAAGCAAUUGCUCCUUUGCUUAGAGCUGCAGAGGAUAUUCAGUCUAACUUGAACUACUUUUCACAAAAUCCUCAAGUUAUUCCAGUAAUUGAUCAACAUACUAAUUGUGUUGAUUUAAAAUCUUCAGAAGAUGUAUCUAUGGAAGAAUUAUCCAAUCAAGUCAUGAAUACAUAUAACAUAGUAUCUUAUCAACACAAUACAAUCCAUACUAUUCUAAACAACGAAGGACAACAACAACAGCAACAGCAACAACAACAACAACAACAACAACAACAACAACAACAAACAGUCACUCUUGUAUCGUCUUUAGAGGAUUUAGCAAGUUUACAACCUGCUUCUCAGUCCUCACUGGAGACUUUUUCUGAACCUUUGAACACACCUGAUGAUGUGGUCCCCCUUAUUGAUCAGGUCUUCCCAUCUCCUUUAUUAGAUACAUCUCUACCGAACCAUGUAUUUCCUGCAGAAUAUUUUCACAUUCGUCCUUCUUGGCUUUAUAACUCUUCUGAAGCAUAUAGCUUUUCAUUGCCUGUUACACCUGCAAUUGGACAUAUUCAACAACAUUUUUUAUCCUUGCCAGUUACUCCCUUAUGUAUUGAAGCAGAAGAAGAAGAAGACGAUGACGACGACGAUGAAAUUAUUACUGCCGAUAUCAUGUAUACUCCUUGCAAUACAAUUCAAGAUAUAUCUCCAGAUGAUAUCCAGACACAAAUGACUUCACCCUAUAAUACUACAAAUGAAGAUAUUUCAGAUUAUGAAUUAGAUGAAUCGGAUUCAUUUGAAGACAUAACUACCAAAGAUGAUGAAGACUAUGUAGAGCCUGGGGAAGAUUAUAUUGAAGACAACAUUCCAUUCAUACCUAAAAGAAGAUCGAAGCGCACUCAGACUUCAAAGAAAAAGCAACAACAACAGCAACAGCAACAACAACAACAACAACAGAUAUUCGAAUAUGAACCUCCAAUAAAUACCAUAUCUACAAGUACUUCUGUAGUGACUACUCCCUCUACUUCAACAAGUUCUACACGUACUACAAAUGUACGUAAACGAAAACCAUCAACUCAUUCCAAAGCUGCUGGAAAGCAAACCACAUUUAGACAAUAUACACGCCGUACAGCGACAUCAUAUGAUGCUCAAACAACACAUUAUCUCAAGUCAGUAUUUUUUGAUAUCUACAGUAGUCGUGACAAAUUAACAAAAGAACAAAGAAGACAAGUACAGAAAGAAACAGGCCUUAAACCUCGAAAUAUUACUUACUGGUUUAGUAAUCAUAAACGUCGUUUUCAGACUUCUCUUUCUGUGUUUAAAAAAGUUGUAGAGGAAAGUGAAGGGAAAGUCAAGACGUAUGACGACUUUUUGGUUUGGAGACGUGAACGAGGUCUGCCUGAAGAUGUCUUGGAAGAGGAACUUUUAAACGAAAAGUUAGAUUAAUCUUUUUUUUUUUCUGUUGUUAACAUUACCCUUUCU